AUGUCACCACACGCCACAACCGAUAAAAAACAAUCAGGAACCGCUAGAGUUUUGGGAUCUGCUUCUGCAGGUAUCUGUGAAAUCGCUGUUUUCCACCCAGUGGACACUAUUUCCAAGAGAUUAAUGUCAAAUCACGGUAAGAUUACAUCUGCUGCUCAAUUAAACAGUGUUAUUUUCAGGGAACACGCUAAAGAAGCUUUAGGAAAGAGAUUAUUCACAUUAUUCCCUGGUUUAGGAUAUGCUGCUUGUUACAAGAUUUUACAAAGAGUCUACAAGUACGGUGGACAACCAUUUGCUAACGAAUUUUUGACUAAGAAUUUCAAGGACAACUAUGAAUCGUGGUUCGGUCCUAAGACCGGUAAAGCAUUAUUAUCAGCUACUGCAGGUUCGUUGAUUGGUAUUGGUGAAGUUGUGUUGUUACCUUUGGACGUUUUGAAAAUCAAACGUCAAACAAACCCAGAAUCUUUCCGUGGUAGAGGUGUGUUCAGGAUUUUUGCUGAUGAAGGAUUUGGUUUAUACAGAGGUUGGGGUUGGACUGCGGCCAGAAAUGCUCCGGGUUCUUUUGCUUUGUUCGGUGGUAACUCUUUUGCUAAAGAGUACAUCUUCGGUUUGUCAGACUACUCGUCGGCCACUUGGUCCCAAAAUUUCAUCACAUCUAUCUUCGGUGCCUCCGCAUCUUUGAUUGUUUCUGCUCCAUUGGACGUUAUCAAGACCAGAAUUCAGAACAGAAACUUCGAUAACCCACAAUCUGGUUUCACUAUCUUGAAGAACAUGGCCAAGAAUGAAGGUAUAUCCUCGUUUUUCAAGGGUUUGACCCCAAAGCUUUUAACUACUGGUCCUAAGUUGGUCUUCUCGUUCGCAUUAGCCCAAUCUUUAAUUCCUGCCUUUGAUAAGAUGUUGAAAUAG
Molecule: messenger RNA, 906 nt
Organism: Debaryomyces fabryi
Lineage: Eukaryota; Fungi; Ascomycota; Pichiomycetes; Serinales; Debaryomycetaceae
Gene: YHM1
Product: Yhm1p
Exons: 1
Coding region: 1-906 (301 amino acids)
Cellular component (GO): mitochondrion
Molecular function (GO): guanine nucleotide transmembrane transporter activity
Source: RefSeq, a predicted model, not a curated record